Cheilinus undulatus (humphead wrasse) is the source of this 1062-nucleotide messenger RNA. It is a transcript of the gene tmem265, whose product is annotated as transmembrane protein 265. Lineage: Eukaryota; Metazoa; Chordata; Actinopteri; Labriformes; Labridae. The transcript has a single exon. Bases 1 to 1062 code for a protein of 353 amino acids. The record is from RefSeq and is a predicted model, not a curated record.
AUGGUGCCCACGCCCCAGGUGUGCGUAUCAACCCUGGUCACGGUGAGCACUAUGGCAGUGGUGGACCUCUACCUGCUAGAGCAGAGCAUGCUGGGAGCCCGCGGGCUUCCAGGACCCGGCGUGUGGCAGUGCGCAGCGGUGUUGCUAGGAGAUGUUGGCUUCCUGCUUGCGCUGCGCUUUGUGUCGGCUGGCGUGGUGUCUGAGGCGCGGUCUCCACGCCGCGGGUUUGCCAACGCCCUGUGGUUCCUGUUCCUGUCGCUGCUGCAGCUCAAGCUCUUCUUCGUGUGUCACAACUACAGGCAGGAGCGGCGGCCACCCGACCCGCUCGCCAGGAAGACGCUGACGCUGCUGCUGUCCAUCUGCCUCCCCUCCUUGUUCCUCAUCCUGACGGGGGCUGAUCACAUGACCCCACAGCGGAGGAAGCAGGAGGUGCGGAGCCGGCUCCUGUGGGUGGUGGUGGACCUCCUGGACGUGCUGGACCUACAGGCGGGGCUGUGGGAGGCACAAGGAGGAGCUGCAGCGGCUGGAGGAGUAGUGGAGCAGAAGCUGCCCAUCUGGGUGGAGGGGCUGGUUUUCUUCUACUGCUACGCCCUCCUGCUGCUGCUGCCGUGUGUGGCCCUCACAGAGCUGGGGGGCACUGGCUUGCCAGGACAGAGAGGCCCCAGGAAGGAGGCUUUGUACCCUUGGCUCAGCCUGGUCACUAUCAACAUCUUUACUCUAGCCCUGAGGGGCACGGGGAUGCUGUGGUACAGGGACCCUCGGGUGUCCACAGUGUUCUUGGGGAAGAACCUGUUGGCUUUGGCUGUGAAGCUGAGCUCAGCCUGGGAGAGACACAGGCAGGAUCGUGGAGCUGCAGGGCCAGGGGCUGUGACUGGAUCAGAACCAGGAGAGCCAACCCUGCCAAGCCAGAGCUCGGGGCAGGAAGAGGGUCCUGCUCAGGGGAAAGCUCCCCCUGCUCAUUAUCACACACUGUCUCGCACACAAAGUCACACUCUCUCCCACGUCAGCUUGGAGCCCACAGAGACCCCCUUAGGACCUUCUUUCAUCUCCCAUGAACUCUAG